GAUAGCUUCAUCUCGCACAUCCGGGUAACUAUCUCCUCAGUCAGCUCAGGAGUAAACUGAUUGUCCGUCGACAACAGAUCCUUACAAUCAUGGCCUCGGUACUCUCAAUCCGGCGCCCCAUCGCCGCUCUCGCAGCACAAAGCUACCCCCACGCUGCCGUAACGGCCCUUCUGUCCUCACCAACCAGCCCGCGAAGCUUCUCGACAACGCCGAGGCCCCAAACCGCAAGGCUCGCACUCGCAUCGAGUAAUAUCCAACAGUAUCUCUCACACCGGCAGCAGACAGCCCGCCGCCUCAACCACUAUACAACCAAGCCGCCCCGAAGCUGGAAGUUCGAAGACAAACUCAUCCUCGUUGAUGUCCGCGAGCCGGCCGAACUCACCUCCACCGGCAUCAUCCCCACCGCCGUAGCCGUCCCGUUAGCCUCGCAGCCCGAUGCGCUCUUUCUGACGCCGGACGAGUUCGAGACUCGCUUUGGGUACCCGAAGCCUGGGAUCGAGGAAGAGGGCGAUAUCAUUUUCUACUGCAAGGCGGGCGUGAGGGCGAAGACGGCGGCGCAGUUGGCGGUGCAGGCCGGGUAUAACCCGGACAGAAUUGGUGUGUAUGAGGGGAGUUGGUUGGAUUGGGCUGAUAAGGGGGGAGAGUGGAGAAGUGGGAGGGGCCCGAACAUGAGUAGGGUGUGUGACCUGUCUACGAAAUUGCGAUUGACUAUGACUGAUGCUAUUGCGAUGUAG
Aspergillus novofumigatus IBT 16806 is the source of this 734-nucleotide messenger RNA. RefSeq names its product rhodanese-like domain-containing protein. Gene Ontology annotation, cellular component: mitochondrion. Gene Ontology annotation, molecular function: thiosulfate-cyanide sulfurtransferase activity. Bases 90 to 734 code for a protein of 214 amino acids. The record is from RefSeq and is a predicted model, not a curated record. The transcript has 5 exons. NCBI's taxonomy places the organism in Eukaryota, Fungi, Ascomycota, Eurotiomycetes, Eurotiales, Aspergillaceae.